GGUCCGCAACCGCGAUAUGGACAAAGCGCAGCUGGCUCUUCUUAUCCUCGCGCUCGUCGCAGUAGCCGGGACCCACGGGUGGCGCGUCAAGGGUGGACGCAAGGAGGGAGCGCCGGCUAUCCGGCUGACCGCCGUGACACCACCCGUCAUCCACGGCGAAGGACCGCACUACGACGACGAGAGCGCCGCCCUCUACUACGUCGACAUCAUGGGCAACUACGUCAACAGAUUCGACACCACCACCAACGUCACAACGAAAGUACAGCUGCCGACGAACGUGACACUGGUGGUCCCAGUGAAGAACACCAACAAUCAGUUUGUGGUGGGCAUCGGGCGCAAUCUGUCGCUACUGACGUGGGACGGUCAGGAUGGCACGUACUCCAGUCUGGAAACCAUCGUCAGUGUUGAGAGCGACAAGCCAGACAAUCGCUUCAAUGACGGGAAAGCGGACAGCACUGGUCGCCUGCUUGCCGGGACCAUGGGCAAAGAGCUGGGCGUCGGUCUUGUGGAUCCAUACCAGGGAACUCUGUACAAACUAGACGCUGGAUCUAGUAACGCAGUUGUCGUUGCUUCGCCAGUGAGCAUCUCCAAUGGUAUCGCCUGGACAGAUGACGAGAGGACUAUGUACUAUAUUGAUUCAGGAGCCUCCAAUGUCGUCUCUUUCAACUACAAUUUGACUGACGGAACCUUUAUGGGGGUAAACAAAACUGUUUUCCAGUUGAAUUCCACUGGAACAGGUGAGCUUCCUGACGGAAUGACAAUAGACAACAAAGGAAAUCUCUGGAUAGCUGUCUUCAAAGGAGGAAGGGUGAUCAACGUGGACCCGCGCAGUGGAGCAAUUCUGCAGGAGCUAAACAUGCCGGCAUUGCUGGUGACGUCUGUGGCGUGGGGCGGCCCCGAUCUGUCGGACCUGUACGUGACGACUUCGCGCAUGGGGCUGACCCAGGAGCAGCUGCAGCAGACGCCUCUAGCCGGCUGCGUCAUCCGUGUAACUGGGCUCGGCGUCAGCGGCAAGAAGGCCAACCGCGUUGCCAGCCCUCAUCUUCAAUAAAGCGCUUAUAAAACGUUAA
This is a messenger RNA of Schistocerca americana (American grasshopper), 1070 nucleotides long. Its product is annotated as regucalcin-like. Bases 17 to 1051 code for a protein of 344 amino acids. NCBI's taxonomy places the organism in Eukaryota, Metazoa, Arthropoda, Insecta, Orthoptera, Acrididae. Gene Ontology annotation, biological process: L-ascorbic acid biosynthetic process. The record is from RefSeq and is a predicted model, not a curated record. The transcript has 6 exons. Gene Ontology annotation, molecular function: calcium ion binding; enzyme regulator activity; gluconolactonase activity.